Exophiala mesophila is the source of this 1968-nucleotide messenger RNA. RefSeq lists its product as uncharacterized. The record is from RefSeq and is a predicted model, not a curated record. The coding region runs from base 226 to 1944 and encodes 572 amino acids. The transcript is spliced from 3 exons. Gene Ontology annotation, molecular function: oxidoreductase activity. Lineage: Eukaryota; Fungi; Ascomycota; Eurotiomycetes; Chaetothyriales; Herpotrichiellaceae.
GACCGACAGCUCCAGUUUUAAAUGUCUCCCACAUCUUCCAUAAGCGUAAGCGAAAGAGGAGUAAUCACUCUCAUCUCCCUUGGCCCGUCUGGAGGACAGCCUGCGGCGGGGUCACUCCUUCCAAAUAGGUAACCAUGGAUCGAACCUACUAUAUGAAUAAGUUUGGACAACCCGCUGUUUCUUCCCUCCGGCCCAUUACCAAUUUACCAAACAAGUCUGACCAAAAUGGGUGAUCCUUCUGAAUCUCAACAAAAGCCAGAGCGUGUUCUGAAGCGUCAUUUGUACGAGUAUGCCGAACGGAAGAGAACCGAUGGACCCUACGCAGAUGAUCUUGACGUCGAUGUGUUGAUCGUGGGAGCUGGCUUUGGCGGGACUUACUUGCUGUAUGAGAUGCGCAAGGCAGGUUUCAAGACAGUUCUAUACGAGGCGGGUACCAGUUUUGGGGGAACAUGGAGAUGGAAUGUCUAUCCAGGGGCUCGUGUUGAUUCUGAAGUACCCAUCUAUCAACUAGCCAUCCCAGAAGUCUACAACACCUGGAACUGGACCACCAACUAUCCAGACUGGCAUGAACUCCAGGCCUAUUUCGACCAUCUUGACAAGGUGUGUGAGCUCAGUAAAGAUUGUGCAUUUGGCACCGUCGUUACCAACGCCGACUUCGACACCCAACAAGGAAAAUGGAAAAUCAAGACCGCCGAUGGACGCAAUGCCAAAGCACGAUUCCUCAUUAUCGCUGCAGGAUUCGCUGCAAAGCGGUAUAUUCCUGACUAUACGGGCAUGGAUAAGUUCCAAGGCAUCAUCCAUCACUCAUCCUUCUGGCCCAUUGAAGGCGUUGAUGCUCGAGGUAAGAAGGUCGCCGUUGUUGGCACAGGCGCUUCGGGUGUGCAGAUCAUUCAAGAAUGGGGACCCCAGGUUGAACACAUGACUGUCUUCCAAAGGACUCCCAACCUCGCAUUGCCUAUGGGCCGACGUGACUUGACAGUGGAGGAGCAAGAGAAACUGAAACCAGCGUAUCCGGAACUAUUCCGAUUACGCGAACACAACUUUUCAGGGUUCACCUACGAUUUCGAAGAACGCUGCACCUUUGAAGAUUCCCCCCAAGAGCGCGAGGCCCUGUACGAAGCUCUAUGGGCACGUGCGGGUUUUCGACUGUGGCUCGGAAGUCAUAAAGACUAUCUGUUUGACAUGAAAGCCAACCGCUGUGUCUAUGAUUUCUGGCAGCGAAAGCAAGCUCCACGAGUGACUAACCCGGAAAAGCGUAAGCUCCUGAUACCGGAGGAGCCGCCCCAUCCGUUUGGUGUCAAGAGACCUUGCCUGGAACAAAAUUACUAUGAAGUCCUUGACCAAGAUAACGUGACCAUCGUGGACAUUUCGGAGAAAGGAGGCAAUGCAAUCCAGGAAUUUACAGAGAAAGGAAUCCGGACCAAGGACGGUAAAGAGUAUGAGUUUGAUAUUAUUGCUCUAGCCACUGGGUUUGAUAUUACGACCGGUAGCAUGACGAAUAUGGGUCUCAACUCCAUCAACGGAACCAGUCUCGAGUCGGAGUGGAAAGCUGCAGCAAACACAUACCUAGGCACGACCAUCUCAGGGUACCCGAACAUGUUCCACCUGUACGGGCCUCACGGGCCGACCUUGCUGUCCAACGGCCCUACCAGCGUCGAGGUACAAGGACGAUGGAUCCGCGAUGCCAUCAAGCUGAUCGACCGCGAGGGUUACAAGUACGUCAACCCGACCAAGGAAGCCAGCGACAAGUGGAAAGCCCAUAUCAACGAACUCAGCGAUAUAACCUUGUUGCCCACCACCCGUAGCACCUACAUGGGUGGCAGCGUGCCAGGUAAGGCCUUCGAGCAGGUCAAUUAUGCCGGUGGGAUGCCCGCAUAUGUCAAGGAAAUCAGGGCCGUCUUGCCCGCCUUUACAGGGUUUGAGGUGGUGAAGGGGGCUGCUUAGAAGUUGUGAAUCAAUGGUUCCGUG